AUAAAACGCUGCGCUGCCGGCGGAAUCCCCAGCUUUCUGGGGCAGCGAGCGGCCGGGCCGGGAGCCCAGCGAGCGAGCGGGGCGUGGAGAGUGUCGCGCGGCCCCUCGCGCCGGGCUCUGUUUGCAGGCCACAGCCCCGGCGAGGUGGCCCGCUCGUCCUCUGGCAGCUGUGGGGCGCGCAGCGUCGGGCCGCUGGGUGGCGGCGGCAUGAAGGUCACGUCGCUCGACGGGCGCCAGCUGCGCAAGAUGCUCCGCAAGGAGGCGGAGGCGCGCUGCGUGGUGCUCGACUGCCGGCCCUACCUGGCCUUCGCCGCGUCGAGCGUGCGCGGCUCGCUCAACGUCAACCUCAACUCGGUGGUGCUGCGGCGGGCCCGGGGCGGCGCGGUGUCGGCGCGCUACGUGCUGCCCGACGAGGCGGCCCGCGCUCGCCUGCUGCAGGAGGGCGGCGGCGGCGUGGCGGCGGUGGUCGUGCUGGACCAGGGCAGCCGCCACUGGCAGAAGCUGCGGGAGGAGAGCGCCGCGCGCGUCGUGCUCACCUCGCUGCUGGCCUGCCUGCCCGCCGGUCCGCGGGUCUACUUCCUUAAAGGGGGGUAUGAGACCUUCUACUCACAAUAUCCUGAGUGCUGUGUGGAUGUGAAGCCAACCUCACAAGAGAAGCUCGAAGGCGAGAGAGGCCUCCUCAGCCAGUGUGGAAAGCCCGUUCUCAGCAUCGCCUACAGACCCGCUUAUGACCAGGGUGGCCCGGUUGAAAUCCUUCCCUUCCUCUACCUUGGAAGUGCCUACCACGCAUCCAAGUGCGAGUUCCUCGCCAACCUGCACAUCACAGCCCUGCUGAAUGUUUCCCGCCGGACCUCCGAGGCCUGCACCACCCACCUACACUACAAGUGGAUCCCUGUGGAGGACAGCCACACUGCUGACAUUAGCUCCCACUUUCAAGAAGCAAUAGAUUUUAUUGACUGUGUCAGGGAAGAAGGAGGCAAGGUCCUGGUCCACUGUGAAGCUGGGGUUUCCCGGUCUCCCACCAUCUGCAUGGCUUACCUCAUGAAGACCAAACAGUUCCACCUAAAGGAGGCCUUCGAUUAUGUCAAGCAGAGGAGGAGCGUGGUCUCUCCCAACUUUGGCUUCAUGGGACAGCUCCUUCAGUAUGAAUCUGAGAUCCUGCCCUCCACACCCACCCCCCAACCGCCCUCCUGCCAAGGGGAGGCAGCCAGCUCUACGUUUAUAGGCCAUUUACAGACACUGAGCCCUGAUAUGCAGGGUACCUACUGCACAUUCCCUACCUCAGUGCUGGCACCGGUGCCCACCCAUUCGACGGUCCCAGAACUCCACAGGAGCCCUGUGGCCACAGCCACAUCCUGCUGAGACUGUGGUCGGCGGCUACCAGCGAAUCCCCAAGAGCAACUGUGAUUUUUGUUUUGUUUUGUUUUAAACUUGUGGACAUUUCAUACCCAUGCAAUACUGAAGACCUCUCUCUGUCCUGCUGGCCCAGUGAGAUGCCGAGUGGUCAGCAGGCUUGCAGAUGUACUUCAGACUAACCCCAAGGAUGGGCUCUCGGGAUUGUAGGAAGGCCAAGCCAUGCCCCAGGCACAGCACGUUCUGACUGCUGUACUUCCAGGACCCCUGCCCACUCAGGACCACCUAGUCCUUGCACCUCAAAAGUUCGCCUUUUCAUUUCAAGCAUAAGGCAAUAAAUAGAUACUUGUAGCAAAGUGGGAGCGAGCUUCGCUGGACCAGGAGGGGAGAAGCCAAUUCACCUAGAAGGAAGCACAAUUUUCACUGUUUUUUGAACUUCGGUAAACCUUAUCUGUCUCUGUCACUUCAGGGAAGAGAACUGGUCACCACCCAGUCAGAAACGUUAACUCUGCUAGAUUUGUCAGGACAAAGGUAACCCAGGAGUGCUCCUGAGAUUCCGUCUAGGGUCCCAUGAAAACUGUUGGUCGAAGGAGAAGCUGUUGCCUCGUUGCGGUUUCUUGCUCACCAAGGGUUCCUCGGUGACCUUGGACUCGGGCGUGAUUUAAAAAAAAAAAAUACUUGAACCUGUCCCUCUAAAGCACCUCUGGUGUCAUUCAGAAAGUCGUCAGACCCUAGACCAAAACUCACCUCUCUGAGGAGGGGCAGUAACUGCCUGUGUCCUGGGUGAGUUGGUUGGUGACUGACACUUCUCAGUUUAGUGUCCUGUGUUCUUUUUGUCAUCCAUUGUGACAAUGUUUCCCUCCCUACCCCCUGGGGAGUUGUUUUUAAACUACUGAUUCUGGGAUCUGCAUCUUUUGCAAUGUGGUACUACUUAACGUUCCUUGAUAGAUUGUUUUUCCAGGGGGAAAGGCAAUAAGUUCCCCUAAACCCAUGUGAAUGUGAAGAAAAGCAGUGUUGCUUGG
Molecule: messenger RNA, 2375 nt
Organism: Mus pahari (shrew mouse)
Lineage: Eukaryota; Metazoa; Chordata; Mammalia; Rodentia; Muridae
Gene: Dusp5
Product: dual specificity phosphatase 5
Exons: 4
Coding region: 208-1362 (384 amino acids)
Biological process (GO): protein dephosphorylation; negative regulation of MAPK cascade; endoderm formation
Cellular component (GO): nucleus; cytoplasm
Molecular function (GO): MAP kinase tyrosine/serine/threonine phosphatase activity; protein tyrosine/threonine phosphatase activity
Source: RefSeq, a predicted model, not a curated record